UUAAAGCCUCCCCAGAAAAUCUGGGAGGCAACUGAUUUGGGGCAGUAGCCACCCACGUUCUUUGGAAGGGCUGCUUGCAAAACCGAAGUGCAAAAUCAAUCUUCAGGGGGCAUUUUAGAAGCACCAGCAAAUUUGCAUCGGUUGGAGACAUGACGUUUACAUUUAAUUAAUAUUAAUGAAUGACCUCCCCCUCCCCCACUCCACCCUGCCAAGCCGAACCUCAGUGUGUUUAGUUAUUGCCUCUCUAUCUGCUUUCCCUCAAGGCAGGGGGGUAAACACUUUUUUCUCUUUGCAGAUGGAAUGAGCUUGAGAUGCAGUUGGUGGGGUGAGGAACAAUGAACAUUUUCUUUAGGACAUAAAGUGAAGGAGGAAAAACCCUCCCCCCCCCCCCCCAUUCAACAAUCGACAGCAACCCCCCCGCCGUGGAAUGAAUGGAAGAAUCUCCGGGAUUUUCUUCUGCUCUUCGCCCUGGACUGUAGGAGUGAGGGGAUCUCUCUCUACGUACAUCCAUCUCUCUAUCUCUCCGUCCAUCUCCGGGAGGAUUUGAGCCGCUGCAAUGUGCUUUCAGCCGCUUGCCGCUGCUGCUUGACACUAUGCAACACGCAGAGAGAGGGUUUUGCAAAAAUGGAUUUGUUCGAUUUUAAAGGAUUUCUUCUCUAAUAAGGAUUGCAGUGCCCACAAAUAUGACUAAAUCUCCUGUUUGGUAAAUCUUCCUGCCCCCUCCCCUUUGGGAUCCCUCCCUCCACCCCACCCCUUCAGAGGACCAAGCCCAGGGAGCUGAUGACGGACCCAUUAAUCCUUCCUUCAAUGCAUCAAAAGAACCCAAAGGUCUGGGAAACGUUGGGCUUGAAAUCCUACAGGAAAUGCUUCGACCGGCUUUUGGUUUUGUAUGAAACUGGUGAUUAGGGGGGAGGGUUGUGCGAGCGACCCCCCCUACUCGUUGCCCCGGCCUCUUUCCUGGCCCCCUUUUGAUGUGCUCUUUGCCAGGUGCUUGUCCUCCGGUCUCUUUCUCUCCGGCCCGUCGCCGCCAGUUAUGCAGACUCCCUGUCGUACUCAGCGGCUGCUGCUUUUGAUAUGAUUCAAAGAUGAGGGUGGCGAUAAUGAUGAUCGCUCUGGUGUGAUGGGCUUGAGACGGCGGUGAUUGUUUGAAGGCGAGGAGGAGGGAGAGGAAGGGCUGCUGCUACCCUUCGCUGAGUGUGUGGGCUUCAGUUUUCCUACUCCAUCCUCUCCCCACCACUGGAAGUCCUCCCGUAUCUAAAUGGAAUUAGUGGAGAUCGAAGCCCCUUGCGUAAGGAACAGACAUGAUCCAUGGGCGCAGUUUGUUUCACAUUGUAGCAAGUCUAAUCAUCCUACACCUGUCUGGGGCAACAAAAAAAGGAACAGAAAAGCAAACCACUUCAGAAGGGCAGAAACCAGUACAGUGUGGAACUUGGACAAAAUAUGCAGAAGGAGGCAUCUUCACUUCUCCCAAUUACCCCAACAAGUAUCCUCCUGACAGAGAGUGCAUCUACAUUAUAGAAGCUGCCCCUAGACAAUGUAUUGAGCUACACUUUGAUGAAAAAUAUUCUGUAGAGCCUUCUUGGGAGUGUAAAUUUGAUCACAUUGAAGUGCGAGAUGGACCUUUUGGCUUUUCCCCAAUCAUUGGACGUUUCUGUGGACAGCAAAAUCCACCUAUGAUAAAAUCUAGUGGCAGAUUCCUGUGGAUUAAAUUUUUUGCUGAUGGUGAGCUGGAAUCUAUGGGUUUUUCUGCUCGAUAUAAUUUCACACCUGAUCCGGACUUUAAGGACCUGGGAGUUUUGAAACCAUUGCCAGGUUUCAUUUUUGUGGUAUUUUGUUAUUCAGUUUGUGAGUUUGAGAUGGGAGGAUCUGAAGGAAUUGUGGAAUCUGUGCAAAUUGUGAAGGAAGGAAAAGCUUCUGAUAUGGAGGCAGUUGACUGUAAAUGGUACAUCCGAGCACCACCACGAUCCAAGAUCUAUUUACGAUUCUUGGACUAUGAAAUGCAGAAUUCAAAUGAAUGCAAAAGGAAUUUUGUGGCUGUCUAUGAUGGAAGUAGCUCAGUGGAGGAUUUAAAAGCUAAAUUUUGUAGCACUGUUGCUAAUGAUGUGAUGCUGCGUACAGGUCUUGGGGUAAUCCGCAUGUGGGCAGACGAAGGCAGUCGAAACAGCCGAUUCCAGAUGCUCUUCACAUCUUUCCAAGAACCCCCCUGUGAAGCCAACUCGUUUUUUUGCCAUAGUAAUAUGUGUAUUAAUAAUACAUUGGUCUGCAAUGGACUCCAGAACUGUGUGUAUCCUUGGGAUGAGAACCACUGUAAAGAAAAAAGAAAGGCUAACAUUUUGGACCAACUUACCAAUACCAGUGGGACUGUAAUUGGGGUGACCUCUUGCAUUGUGAUCAUCCUCCUUAUUAUCUCUGUUAUAGUACAGAUCAAACAACCUCGUAAAAAAUUUGUCCAAAGGAAAACAGACUUUGAUCAAACAGUAUUUCAGGAGGUGUUUGAGCCUCCUCAUUAUGAGUUAUGUACUCUUAGAGGGACAGGGGCUGCAGCUGACCUUGCGGAUGUUGCAGAUGACUUUGAAAAUUAUCAUAAACUGCGGAGAUCAUCUUCAAAAUGCAUUCAUGACCAUCACUGUGGAUCACAAGUGUCUAGCACUAAGGGCAGCCGUAGUAACCUCAGCACAAGAGAUGCUUCUAUCUUGACAGAAAUACAACCCCAGCCUGUAAAGCCCCUCAUCCAGCCCAUGAACAGGAGAAAUAUUCUUGUCAUGAAGCAUAGCUACUCACAAGAUGCUGCAGAUGCGUGUGAGAUAGAUGAAAUUGAAGAGGUACCAACUACAAGUCACAGGCUGUCAAGACAUGAUAAAGCUGUCCAGCGACUGCUUGAGAAUAGUGAGCUCCUGAGUGAUUUUGAACAUGCUACAAUGAAAUGUGAAACUAUGGACCAUGGAAACACCAGCUAGAGGUUUUAUGGACUCUCUGACCACCUAUUCUCAUAUCAUGAUAAAGUUCAGCAAACUGUAUUGAGUAAAAUUACUAGAUGGCAAUAAGACUCUAAUUAUUAUCAUAAUUGGUCAUUUUUAUUUUUGUUUUUUUCCUCUUUUUAAAUUAAAGUUACGAAGUAAGAUACCCAAUUUCAGGAACAAUUUAUUGAAAUCAGGUAUUUAGCCAUUCAUAAUCACUUCAAUAGAAAUGUUUGUUGGAUAUGCAUCUAGCAAAAUGACUGAAUUUGACCACUGAGAAAAUAAUCUGCAUGUAUGUUACUAUUUGAGUUGGCAAAAAUCCCUUUUAUUAGAUACAUUGUAAAAAGCAUGCAUUCACAAUUACUGUUGUUACUGUUCCAUUUCUUUGUGUCAUAUGCUUGCUACUUGUAACUUUUUAUAUAAAGAUACAUAAAACAAUGUAUAAUAAUUUCUUA
Messenger RNA from Chelonia mydas (Green sea turtle), 3412 nucleotides. It is a transcript of the gene NETO1, whose product is annotated as neuropilin and tolloid like 1. The record is from RefSeq and is a predicted model, not a curated record. The coding region runs from base 1302 to 2957 and encodes 551 amino acids. Lineage: Eukaryota; Metazoa; Chordata; Testudines; Cheloniidae. Gene Ontology annotation, molecular function: protein binding. The transcript is spliced from 11 exons.